AUGAAUUCGGCCUUUAGGUGUGCCAGCAUAGCCUGCUUACUGUUAUUUAUCUCUAGAGCACAAUUUGUGGAAGCUGAUUUGACAGCUCUGGUAUUUAAUGAGAAAGCUUCCUUGUCGCGUGUAAAAAGGAGUUGCUGUUCAUCCGCUUUGAUGUCAUGCUGUCCACCGACAGCAGUUUCUUGUUUUGAAGCUUGUAACGUACGGUGUGUUCCAGCGUGUAGAACAUCGUCAUGCAUUAUAGGAUGCACUAAUAGCUGCUGUCAAACGUGUUCCAUUCCAGUUGUUGUAGUCCCUAUGGCAGGCACUCAACCUACGAUAUCUCCUUCACAACCACCUCUACCAACAACCCUCCCACCUCCUCCACCACCCCCACCAACCACUCUUCCACCACCACCACCACCUCCACCAACCACUAUUCCACCUCCUCCUCCUCCUCCACCAACCACUCUUCCACCACCACCUCCUCCACCAGCCACUUUUCCACCAUCACUGCCUGCACCAUCAGUCACAACACCCGCAGCAGCCUCAUGCCAACCUGUCUGCCAACAGGCUUGUAUGACAUGCCCGACACAGAUCUGUAUCAGCCUCUGCAUGCCAAAGUGUGUAUCUGUGUGUUCAACUGGUGGGUCACCAGCUACUACUGGUGCUCCACUACCACCGCCGCCUCCUCCAACUACUCUUCCGCCACCACCACCUCCUCCACCAGCUACUCUUCCACCACCACCUCCUCCACCAGCUACUCUUCCACCACCACCUCCUCCACCAGCUACUCUUCCACCACCACCUCCUCCACCAGCUACUCUUCCACCACCACCUCCUCCACCAGCUACUCUUCCACCACCACCUCCUCCACCAGCUACUCUUCCUCCUCCUCCACCUCCUCCUCCGCCAGUCACUACUGCUCCACCUGCGACUUCAUGUCAAGUCUGCUUGGUACCCUGCCAGCUACAAUGCCAGGUUGUGCGCCCCAUUAGUGUUUGUAUGCCAAUGUGCCAGCAAAUGUGCUGUAUGUAA
Cylicocyclus nassatus is the source of this 1014-nucleotide messenger RNA. The record is from the annotation of a GenBank genome assembly. NCBI's taxonomy places the organism in Eukaryota, Metazoa, Nematoda, Chromadorea, Rhabditida, Strongylidae.